AUGGACAGCGAAGUCGAUAAGGAGAAGGAAGACGACAUUGGUGACGAAUUCGAAGGCCGUGAAGAUAGACCGACGACCAACGCUCCACAUACUACAGCUCCCAACCCUACGACCCCUGGCACCACCACCAAGGCUCCUGGGACCACCAAAGCUCCUGCUACCACCACCAAGGCUCCUGCUACCACCACCAAGUCUCCUGCUACGACCGCCAAGGCCCCAUGCACUACCAAGGCUCCUAGCACCACCAAGGCUCCUAGCACCACCAAGGCUCCUAGCAUUACCACUAAGGCUCCUGAGACCACCCAGACUCCUGCUACCACCUCCAAAGCUCCAGGCUCCUUGCUCCACCAAGCCUCCUGCUACCACCACCAAGGCUACUGCAACCACAACCAAGCCACCUUCUACUACCACAGCUUCUGUCUCUACCACAUCGGCAGCUCCCAUCACCACCACCUCCCGUCACCACCACCAAUUCGCCUGCUACCACGACGACGGCUCCAGUGA
Messenger RNA from Aphanomyces astaci, 504 nucleotides. RefSeq lists its product as hypothetical. The record is from RefSeq and is a predicted model, not a curated record. The transcript has 2 exons. The coding region runs from base 1 to 504 and encodes 167 amino acids. NCBI's taxonomy places the organism in Eukaryota, Oomycota, Saprolegniomycetes, Saprolegniales, Verrucalvaceae.